GGUUAUAAUGGGUGACGUGAGAAAUUGAUCAUUUAUUGGACCCACGUCCAUUAUAAUUUUGGCCUAUAAAGCAAACCCGACAUGGAGUUUGUCUAUAAGCCUCUUCAAGGACAGAAAUUUGGCAUAGGUUCUUAUACUAUACCUUUCCAAAUGUCUCCUUUCCUCUUUGUUUCUCUUGCUAUUCUCUUUUUCUUAUGCUUUUUGGAGAACAAUUUUGCCAUUCAAACACACCAUGAUGUUCAUCAAUAUACUCAUCUUGUUCAUAUCAACUCACUCUUACCAUCAUCUUCUUGCAGUUCUUCUAACAAAGGUCCAAAAAACAAAGCAUCAUUAAAUGUGGUACACAAACAUGGGCCAUGUUCUCAACUGAAUAAUGGAAAAACAAAGAUUCUUCCAACACACAAUGAUAUUCUCAAUAUUGACAAAGAAAGGGUGAAUUAUAUUCACAACAAAAUCUCAAAGAAGAAAAAUAUGGAGGAAUUGGACUCUUCAAAUUUACCAGCAAAAUCUGGAAGCCUAAUUGGGUCAGGAAAUUAUUUUGUAGUAGUUGGGCUUGGUAGUCCAAAAAGAGACUUAUCACUUAUAUUUGACACUGGUAGUGAUCUCACAUGGACUCAAUGUCAACCUUGUGCUCGUUCUUGUUAUAAGCAACAAGAUGAAAUUUAUGAUCCAUCAAAGUCUACUUCAUACCAAAAUAUCACUUGCACAACUUCUGAAUGCACACAGCUUUCUACAGCUACAGGAAACGAGCCAGGUUGUGCUAAAUUAACAAAUGCAUGUAUUUAUGGCAUUCAAUAUGGCGACCAAUCUUUUUCAGUUGGAUAUUUCGGCCGUGAACGGCUAACUGUAACGGCAAAAGACAGCGUCGACGGUUUCUUAUUCGGUUGUGGCCAAAACAACCAAGGCUUAUUCGGAGGCUCCGCCGGGCUUUUAGGCCUUGGUCGUCACCCAAUCUCCUUUGUCCAACAAACCUCUCUCAAAUACCACAAAACUUUCUCUUACUGUCUUCCCUCAACUUCUAGUGCUAUUGGUCACCUUACAUUCGGUGCAACUAGUAAUAAUUAUGUUAAAUACACCCCCUUUUCUACUACUGGUAGCAAUUCCUUCUAUGGCCUCGACAUUGUUGGAAUAACCGUUGCUGGAACCAAGCUUCCAAUCUCAUCUUCUAUCUUUUCCACCGGCGGUGCCAUCAUUGACUCUGGCACCGUCAUUACACGGUUGCCGCCAACCGCUUACUCUGUACUUCGAGAUGCCUUCAAAAAAGGCAUGUUGAAGUAUCCACCUGCUUCGGCGCUUUCUCUUUUGGAUACAUGUUAUGAUCUUAGUGGGAGCAAGGUGGUGUCCGUUCCAAAGAUUAGUUUUACGUUUGGCGGUGAUGUCACGGUGGAUCUCGCCGCGUCGGGGAUACUUUAUGUGGCGAGUGUGAAGCAAGUUUGUUUAGCAUUUGCGGCUAAUGGAGAUGAUAGUGAUUUGACUAUCUUUGGGAAUGUGCAACAAAGAACCUUAGAGGUUGUUUAUGAUGUUGGUGGUGGGAAAAUUGGGUUUGGUUAUGGUGGUUGCAAGUGAUCAAAUUAGUUAGUUUUGAUUUAUAGAUAUAACCAAUUAACUAAUCAAGCAAAAUGAAAAAUACAUUAAAAUUAUUGUAUUUUUAGUUUUUGAUUUGUUAUGGUUAUAGUUUAGUCGAUGUGUUCCUAUAAGAAUUUCUCUUGAUCAAAUGAUCAAUUAUAUAAUCAUAUAUGUUUUGGGCUAGUUAGGGGGAUGGAAAUCUUAAUUAGCCCUAGUAUUUGUUACUUAUUAGUGUUGUUGCAAACUUGUACUAAAUAAUCAUGUGGGUUGAUAUAGAAAGAAAAUGAAAGGGAAAAAUAAAUGGGAAAAUUGUGUUAUAUAGUGGUUGAAGAAGACUUUAAGGGCAAAAGUGAUAAGGUGUAAAAUAUAUAGAUUGAAGGGACUAUGUAUUGAUGACUUUAAGAUGUGUAAUUUCUGGCAAUGUUUCUUAGAUGUGUAAUAUGAAACAAAUGUAAAGUUGCUCCUUUCAUUAAAGGUUUGUUGAAUUAAACAAGAACUUGUUUUGAAUUA
Molecule: messenger RNA, 2076 nt
Organism: Cicer arietinum (chickpea)
Lineage: Eukaryota; Viridiplantae; Streptophyta; Magnoliopsida; Fabales; Fabaceae
Product: aspartyl protease family protein At5g10770-like
Biological process (GO): proteolysis
Molecular function (GO): aspartic-type endopeptidase activity
Source: RefSeq, a predicted model, not a curated record